Sinocyclocheilus grahami is the source of this 846-nucleotide messenger RNA. RefSeq names its product LIM homeobox 8a (gene lhx8a). Gene Ontology annotation, molecular function: DNA-binding transcription factor activity, RNA polymerase II-specific; RNA polymerase II transcription regulatory region sequence-specific DNA binding. Gene Ontology annotation, cellular component: nucleus. The coding region runs from base 1 to 720 and encodes 239 amino acids. Gene Ontology annotation, biological process: forebrain neuron development; regulation of transcription by RNA polymerase II; neuron differentiation. The record is from RefSeq and is a predicted model, not a curated record. Lineage: Eukaryota; Metazoa; Chordata; Actinopteri; Cypriniformes; Cyprinidae. The transcript has 6 exons.
AUGGUCAGAUGGAAGUUCUUAUCAAAUACUUUUUCUCGCAGGAAGUAUGGAACACGUUGUGCUCACUGUGGUAGGAACAUCCAUUCAAACGACUGGGUCCGCAGAGCAAAAGGAAACACCUACCACCUGGCUUGUUUUGCAUGCUUCUCUUGCAAGAGACAGCUGUCCACAGGAGAAGAGUUUGCCCUGAUAGAUGAGAGGGUUCUGUGUCGUGUGCACUACGACUGCAUGUUGGACAACCUGAAACGUGUCAUGGAGAAUGGAAAAGGAGUGAAUGUGGAGGGAGCUGUUCCCUCAGAGCAGGAAGUAAAUCAGCCUAAACCAGCCAAGAGGGCACGGACAAGUUUUACAGCUGACCAGCUACAGGUAAUGCAAGCCCAGUUUGCUCAGGACAACAAUCCAGACGCCCAGACUUUACAAAAGUUGGCAGAAAGAACUGGUCUAAGCCGGAGGGUUAUUCAGGUUUGGUUUCAGAACUGUCGAGCUCGUCAUAAGAAGCAUGUUAGCCCAAAUCCCUCUUCAGGCGCACCAGUGUCAUCUCUGCAGUCCACUCGGCUUUCUCCUCUAAUAGAUGAAUUUCAGUACACCGCUUUUGCCCCUGUAGACACCCCUAUGCUGACUGCGCUACACUCCUAUAUGGAUGUCCACUCUCCCUCUUCACUGGUUCUGCAGCCUCUCUUGCCGCACUCAAUGACACCGCUGCCCAUCAGCCAUGCCUAAGACAUCCACUGCUGCCACAUGGUCAGGUCAGACUCCAGAGGACAGCAUGAGGAAAUCUUGGUUCUUAUACUGACUAUUGAACAAGACCCAUGCUACUUUCUUUCAUGGGCACUUACUGAAGGAUAU